Xiphophorus hellerii (green swordtail) is the source of this 2539-nucleotide messenger RNA. It is a transcript of the gene eif2d, whose product is annotated as eukaryotic translation initiation factor 2D. The transcript is spliced from 15 exons. Gene Ontology annotation, biological process: formation of translation preinitiation complex; translational initiation. NCBI's taxonomy places the organism in Eukaryota, Metazoa, Chordata, Actinopteri, Cyprinodontiformes, Poeciliidae. The record is from RefSeq and is a predicted model, not a curated record. The coding region runs from base 179 to 1972 and encodes 597 amino acids. Gene Ontology annotation, molecular function: RNA binding; translation initiation factor activity.
CAAAUAAGCGUCGGACCGAGAAACACUUGAUCGGUGCAAAGCUAUUUAGAAGCAGUGGAAACAUGUUGCUGUGGGAGAAAUAUGCAUCUGUGAUGAAUGUUUGUUGACGCAUUAAACCACAGUGGUUUCAUGGUGGACGCGGUAGAGUAGUCUCUGUAAAGAUUUCAUUUGCAAAACGAUGUUUGCCAAACCGUUUCGUGUCAAAUCCAACACUGUACUCAAAGGAUCAGACAGGAGAAAGUUGAAAGCUGACCUUUCAGCUGCAUUUCCAUCCCUUUCUGCUGAUGAUCUGUCUGAGCUCGUCCCCAACAAAGAAGAAAUUAAUGUUGUGAGGAUUUAUGCACACAAAGGAGAAGCUGUGACUCUUUAUGUUCUUCAUAAAAACCCUAUCUUCUUUGAACUGGAGAAACGACUUUAUCCUACAGUGUAUGUUCUGUGGCGACACCCUUCUCUCCUACCAGUAUUCAGAACAUGGGCUCCUGUGCUUCAGAAGUUGAUUGGAGGGGCCGAUCUCAUGCUGCCAGGUGUGGUGAGGCCUUCAUGCGGGCUUCCAGAUGUAAAACAAGGGUCCUGCUGUGCUGUUUUGAUUGUGAAUAAUAGGGCUCCUGUUGCUGUUGGCAAAGCUGCAACAUCAACCACGGAGAUGCAAAGCUCGGGUAUGAAAGGGAGAGGAGUGUGCGUUCUUCACACGUACAUGGAUUACCUCUGGGCGUUUGGAGAUAAAUCAAAUCCUCCCUCUUUACCAGAUGAGGAUGGGGAAAUAGAAGAUACAAACAGAGAGAAAUGUGAAAUUAAUGAGAAAGAAGAAGGUAGAGAUGACGAUGAUGAUUUUGGAACGUGUGCAGAGGAGCAGCAGAGCUCUGGUGAAACUGUUACAGAUCAGGCCUGUUGUGGUUUUGAGGAGCUGAACCUCACUGAGACGGAGGAAGACAAGGUGGAAAGUAGCAAUGAAAAAGGCGAGGAGAACCAGGACGAGCAGAAAACUCCUCAUGGUAAGGAAAUGGACGCCCUGCUGCUGCAGUGCUUCCUGCAUGCUCUGAAGAGCAAGGUUAAGAAGUCAGAGCUCCCUCUGCUGACUAGCACAUUUCUCCGGAACCACAUGUUCACCUGCUGCCCUAGCGGGAAGCAACUGGAUAUCAAGAAAUCCAGUUAUAAAAAGCUGUCCAAGUUCCUACAAGUCAUGCAACAGCAGCAUAAUCUUGUUCAAGUGAAAGAACUCACCAAGGGUGUGGAGAGCAUUGUGGAAGUGGACUGGAAAAAUCAACAACUGCGGUCCUUUAGCGUUCCAGAGGAGGCAGGUGUUGAAGAAACGGCGGUGCUGAGUGGAGAAGGAGAAGCCCCAUAUCACCCUCCAGAGAUCACUACUCUGUACUCUGUGUCUGCUCGGUUGGAGCCACUGUUUUUGGAUGCAAAUAAGAGGAAAGGGAUGACAAUGUUUCCUGCUGAUGUCAGAAGUAUAAUCACUGAAUAUGUGAAGAAGAAUGAGCUGGUGGAUGAGAAUAAUAAAAAUUAUGUGACUAUAAACCCGACCCUGUGUGACUGCUUACUGGAGAAAUCAGAAUACCAGGAGGUAGAGUGUCUCAAAUGGGAUGACCUUUUUAGCAGGACAUUGGGAAGAAUGCAAGAGUGUUAUCAGGUUGUGUUUCCUGGACAAGCAGCAACAGUAAAGAAGGGCCACAUUGAGCCAAUAGACAUCUCUGUGGCUUCUCGAGGUUCUAAUAAGAAGGUGACUCUAAUAAAGAAUUUGGAAGUGUAUGGUUUGGAUCCUGCAGUAGUUGCCACUGCUCUGCAGCACAGAGUCCAGGCCAGCUCUGUCUUACAGAUCCUCCCUGGAGCUAAAGACAGAGUCCUGGUCCAGAUCCAAGGUAACCAGAUUCAUCAGGUUGGAAACCUGCUGCUUGAUCAUUAUCAGGUUCCUCGCAAGUAUAUCCAGGGACUGGACAAAGCUCCCAAGGGUGGGAAAAAGAAAUAAAAUUGGACUUUGCUGUGCCAGCUUUUCAUUGCACUUAAAGCUGUUAUCAUGUUGCGUGUCAUGCUGCCCUCCACUUUAAUUAAAUUGCAUCCACUAACCCUUUCUGACAUUAGGUUCAACUUAUUUUCCUGUUAGGUUUUGGCUGCAGUCUGGACUGAGGAAUCCAAGUUAGAACUAAUUGAUGAGUUUGGCUACACCGAAUCAGAUUUGGUUGUUGUAGCAAGAUUAUUAACGUCUGUUGGCAAAAAACAUUUGGUGUAAAACUUCUUUCAAAAUUCUUGUUUGUAUUUAGUUUUUUUUUAUGUGUUUUGGAACUUCUGAGGCCCAAAGCUCAGUUAUGCUUGUAUGUGUAAAACCGUUUAGUAAGUAGGUCCAUAAUCCGGUUUUUAAAUAAAUUCAGUAAGAGAGAAUACACAUUAAAGCACAAAUAAAUUAAAUAUGGCCAAAACAAAAACGAUAUUUAUGUUAAGGAAAAGCACAAUUAAAUAAGGAUGUCCUUAUUGUUUCUUUUUUUUUUUUUUGAAUGAAUGAAUCAAGAUUCUCAAGACAAUUAAAAAAAAAAAAAAA